AUGCAUAGAACAUGGAAGGAACUAGACACGCUGACAGAUUUCUCCCUCAAAAGUGUUUUGGGUUACUGGAACCAGCUCGUUUGGAACUUCUACGGCGAGGGAAACCCGACAUGUAAUAAGCUAGAAUCUCAAGCCGAAUCCCCCCACUUCCAUGGGUUUUGCAUCAAACGUGGAUUGCUUGAAGAUACCUGGGAGAGAGAUGAGGCUGACCGCGGUUUCCGACCGAGUGGGCGUAAAGUCACUCCCAGCGAGAAUAAGAGAUGGCCUGGCGUACUCAUUAUGGAAACAUGCCCUGAUCUCACGACCGUGACCAAGGAUCAUCGGGAGUUCUUGAUCCCUCUCAUCGGGCUCCGCGCAUUGAAACAUGUGCUAUACAAGAACUUUGUGCGCUCGGUCCUGGAGGCAAACCUAGGUCUAGAAAUCACAUACUCUGAUAUGCAGCUCCUGUGGGAUGCGAUUGUCCACAAGAGUUAUCAUUUCGUGUGUACUUGUGAGAGAAAGGCGAAGGUAAUGGAACUAUGUACUUGA
Letharia columbiana is the source of this 528-nucleotide messenger RNA. RefSeq lists its product as uncharacterized. The transcript is spliced from 2 exons. The record is from RefSeq and is a predicted model, not a curated record. The coding region runs from base 1 to 528 and encodes 175 amino acids. Lineage: Eukaryota; Fungi; Ascomycota; Lecanoromycetes; Lecanorales; Parmeliaceae.